GUUUGGAUAUAGGCAAAAGUAACACAUUAUACCUUUGUGAUGAAUUUACAUGUAUUAUUGUUCCUUUGCUCGAUCUGAAUUCGAUUCCCGAAUCACUGAUGAAUUUUCUUUGUUGGCCGCACCUUACUUUGUUGGCGUUGGCAUUAAGGGAAAGAUGGAAAUGUUGGAGACGCAGUUUGGAAUUAGAUGCAGAAAUGCCGUGGAAUUAGGGCCAUUGGCUGCUGAUGUAUUGGGCAUGCCUCAUUUGAGAACUUGUGGUGUUGAUAAACUCGCUCUUGAAGUUCUUGGGUUUGAUCUUGGAAGAAGGAGACUAGUGACUGGGUUGUAUGAGGAUUCUGAUGCUAAUUCACUUAGCAUACAACAAGCUGAAUUUGCAGCUGUCAAUGUUUGUUCUUUCUACCUGAUUGGGAUGAGAUUGUUCGAGAAAAGAGCUUUUAAUUGUGCAAAUAGAGGACGUGUGAUUCGUAGCAAGAAUUGGCUUUUGCGUUUUGAACUCUGA
Molecule: messenger RNA, 499 nt
Organism: Vigna umbellata (rice bean)
Lineage: Eukaryota; Viridiplantae; Streptophyta; Magnoliopsida; Fabales; Fabaceae
Cellular component (GO): cytoplasm; nucleus
Molecular function (GO): 3'-5' exonuclease activity; nucleic acid binding
Source: RefSeq, a predicted model, not a curated record